UCCACAGUAACGCCCGUCACCCAAGGUAAUCUCUCGUCCUAAUUAAAUCUGAAGCAAUCCGGGCCACAGAUGGAGCCGCUCCGCCUGCCAGGAGGAGCGUCGAGCGCGCGCAGUUGACGCGCCGUGGCCGCUCGCUCCCGUGACGCGUGAAGAAGCUCCGGGGAUUUGCGCCACCAGACGCGUGCACUCGUUCUUUCCUCCUCAAUCACGCGACACGAAGCCGUGAUGGAGAACGACGCGUCGCUGCUUCGCACGGUGCGUUUGCCCGCUUUUACCUGGAGAGACCCCCUAAAACCGGGACGAGGAGUGUGACCGUGACGCGGAAUUAUGUAGUCUUGGGUUCGGGGCAGAGAAAGUCACGUCUGAAGGAGGAAUGGGUCGCAAACCGCCGCUCCUCCGGGCGCUCGUCCUGUCCCUGUGCUGCGCGCACGCGCUCGGCCAGGUGUUCAACCUGACGCUCUCCGUCAAAGAGGGGCUGCCCGCCGGAACCAUCGUCGGGGACCUGGGAGCGGGCCUGAGCGGGCCGAGCACCGGGUUCUUCAUGUCCGAGAGCAGAGACUCGUACGUGUUCAGAGACCUGGAGAUAGACGCGGACACGGGCAUCAUCUCCACGGCCGUGGUUCUGGACCGGGAGAGCAGAGACAAGUACGAGUUCGUGGCAGCGACUCUCACAGGUGAGAUGAUCAGGGUGAAGAUCGAGGUGAAGGACGUCAACGACCACUCGCCGGCGUCCUCGGCGGAGGUCGACCUGGAGAUCUCAGAGCUGAGUCCUCCAGGAAGCCGGGUCCAACUGGACGGCGCUGACGACCGCGAUGAGGGUGAGUUUGGGACCAGGGGCUACAGGAUCACAGACAGCGAGAUGGGCCAGCUGUUCCACCUGGAUCACCGAAGCGGGUCGGACAAGCACGCGAGUCUGGAUCUGGUGCUCGGCGCCAGACUAGACCGAGAAACGCGGGACUUCUACGCGCUGACCGUUGAGGCCUUCGACGGCGGCCUCCCGCCCCGGACCGGGACGCUCCGCGUCAACGUCCACGUCCUGGACGAGAACGACAACCCGCCGGUGUUCGACCAGGCCGAGUACCACGCCGCGGUGCCGGAGAACGCCCCGGUCCUGUCCUCGGUGUGUCGGGUCCACGCCGCCGACCUGGACCUGGGCGACAACGGCCGCGUCACGUACGAGAUCAACCGGCGACAGAGCGACCCCGGCGAGGUCUUCUCCGUCGACGAGACCACCGGCGUGGUCUCCCUCAACAAGCCGCUCGACUUUGAGACCCAGGCCUUCCACGAGCUGGUCAUCAGCGCCAAGGACAACGGGGCGCAGCCCGAAUACGGCAGCGCCUUCGUGGGCGUGAAGGUGCUGAACGUCAACGACAACAGCCCCAGCAUCAGCGUGUUGUUCCUCAGCGAGACCGGAGACGCCGCGGUGCCGGAGACGGCGGCCGCCGGGGACUACGUGGCGCGGGUGUCCGUGUCGGACCCCGACCUCGAGGAGGAGGCGAUCGCCGUCUCGCUGGAGGGAGGCGACGGGAAGUUCAGCUUGAAGCAGACCGAUGGCUUUCUCUACGCCCUGUGUGUGGACGCACCGCUGGACAGGGAGCGCCAGGACCUGUACGAGCUGAGGGUCAAAGCGUCAGACAGCGGGCGUCCGCCUCUGAGCAGCGAGACGGUCUUCUUCCUGAAGGUGUCCGACGCCAACGACUGCCACCCGGUGUUCGAGAGGGACGCGUAUCUCAUCCAGAUCUCGGAGGAUGCUCCUCGGGGGAGCUCCCUCAUCCGGCUGCAGGCCCAGGACGCGGACGAAGGCGUCAACUCCGACGUCACGUACUCCAUCCUCCCGUCCGGCCGGGACGCGCUGGUCGCCAUCGACCCGGAGUCGGGCCUGGUCACCACGGCCGCGGCCCUGGACCGCGAGGAGCAGGCGGAGGUGCGGUUCCUGGUGGUGGCGGCGGACGGGGGAGAGCCGGCUCUGUCGUCCACGGCAACGGUCACGCUGCUGGUGGAGGACGUGAACGACAACGAGCCGGUGUUUGAGCAGCAGCUGUACAACGUGUCCAUCCCGGAACACAGUGACAUCGGAAGCUGCUUCCUGCAGGUCGUCGCCACCGACGCCGACGGCCCUGCGUUCGGCGCGCUGCUCUACUCGCUGUCUGACGGCUUCGACCGGCGGGACGAGCACCCCGUGUUCCGGGUGCACCCGCAGACCGGGGAGCUGUGCGUGUCCCAGGACGUGGACCGGGACGCGGGGCCGGCGGUCCACGACGUUGUCGUCAGAGCCCAGGACCCGGGAGGUCUGAGCGCUCAGGCCUACGUGCACAUCGAGGUGGAGGACCUCAACGACAACGCCCCCGUGUUCGAGCCCGGCGACUACGACGUGAGCAUCAGCGGCCACGCGCCGCCCGGCACCGAGGUCCUCAAUGUGGCCGCCGCCGACGGUGACGCGGGCGCCUUCGGACAGGUGACCUACGACCUCCUGCCUGGCGACAUGUCGGCUUUGUUUGCGCUGGACAGACACACAGGAACGCUCCUCCUCACCUCCUCCCUCGCCCACCUGGGCACCGCCAGCGUCAAGCUCCUGAUAACGGCGCAGGACGGCGGCGGCCUGAGCGCGGCCAGAGCCGCCGAGGUCACGGUCCACGUGCUGCGCAGCUCCCCGGCUCCGGCCGUGUUCCAGAGGUCGCGCUACGGCUUCACGGUGCCGGAGGACGCGCCCCCGGGAACCGCCGUGGGGGCGGUGGAGGCUGCCAGCGCCGCAGACUCUCAGGAGCCCGUUUCCUACCGCAUCUCCUCUGGAGACCCUCUGGGUCUGUUUUCCGUUCACCCGACGUCCGGCCUGAUCAGCACCGUCAAACCCCUGGACCACGAGUCCCAGCCGUACGCGCUGCUGGUCCUCCAGUCGCACACGCACGCCUCUCCCGUCUACAGCACCACGCAGGUCAACGUCACUGUGGCCGACGUCAACGACAACGCGCCCGUGUUCCCCGAGCCCAGCGACGCCAUCACGGUUUCCAGCAACACCCUGCCGGGAACGCUGCUGUUCAUCGCCCACGCCCACGACCGCGACAGCGGCGCCAACGGGAGGCUGCGGUACCACCUGAGGAACAGCAGAGACGGCACCUUCCUCGUGGACCCGGACCUCGGCGCCGUGACGCUAAACCAGAGCCUGCAGCCGGAGCAGCAGCGGCACCGCCUGGAGAUCGUGGCCAAAGACGAAGGGGAACCUCCCCUGAGCUCCGUGUUCACCCUCACGGUCCACGUGGGCCGCGGCGCUGCCGAGGACGGCCUGGCCUUCGAGACGCUGGUCUACCAGGUGCAGAUAGGCGAAGGGUACCGCAGGGACUCGCGGGUCAUCCAGGUGAGGGCGCACCCGAGCCGAGGCGCCCGCCCGGCGCCCGCGGGCCUCACGUACUCCCUGGAGGCGGAGGCCGGGUUCCCUCCCGCGCCGUUCCGGGUUCACCCGAGGACGGGGUGGUUGUAUCUGUCCGACAGCCUGGACCACGAGGCGGAGUCGGCCUAUCGCUUCCGGGUGGUGGCCUCCGGCGCCGAGGCCUCGCCCGGCGCCACGGCCACGGUCACGGUGGUGGUGCUGGACGUCAACGACAACGCCCCUGUGUUCAGCAGGGACGUCUACUACUUCACUGUGUCAGAGGGGUCGUCGCCCCAAGGCCUGGUGGGAACGGUCACGGCCGUGGACAAGGAUUCUGGGAAAAACGCCCAGCUGUCCUACAUCCUGCUCUCAGACGGAAAAUUCUUUCGCAUUAAUUCUAAAACCGGUGAAAUCAUCAACUGGGUGGCGCUGGACCGCGAGCAGCACAGCCAGCACAGCCUGAGGGUGAUGGUGACGGACCAGGGUCGCCCUCGUCUCAACGCCACCGCCGCCGUCCACGUCCUGGUCGCCGACGUCAACGACAACGCGCCGCAGUUCACGCAGCUGCCGGCGAGCAAGGAGCUGCACGUGCAGAUAUGGUCGGGCUUCCCGCCGGGUGCGUUGGUUGCGAACGUGUUUGCCAAAGAUCUGGAUGCGGGAGAAAACGGCACUGUUGCCUUCUCACUGGUUGCAGAACAUAAUGACCUCGGGCACUUUGAGAUCGAUGGCGAGACCGGGGACAUCAGGACCACGGAGCUCUUCAGCCGCGGCGCUGAACCGCACUACGCCCUUAAAGUAGCGGCCACGGACCGCGGCGCCACGGCUCAGGAGAACACGGCGCUCGUCCACGUCCAGGUUCGCGGCCUGGACGCUCCGUACGGCGAGCGGCCCGUCGCGAGGCGCUUCACGGUGAGAGAGGACGCGGCGCCGGCGGCCGUCAUCGGCUCGGCCCGAGUCCCGGGUCGAGGGAAGCUGCGCUACUCGGUCGCCGAGGGCGACGGGAGCCUCCACUUUGGCGUGGACGGCUCCUCGGGCGACGUGUUCGUGAACCGGCCGCUGGACUACGAGGCGGCCGGGCAGUACGACCUGCUGGUGCGCGCGGAGGACGCCGGCCUCGGGCCCGGCCAGAACCUGUCGGUGCUGGUCAGCGUGACGGUGGAGGACGUCAACGACCACACGCCCUGGUUUCCCGAUGAGCUGGUGACCUUCGGCCUGAGGGAGGACGCAGCCGUCGGCUCGCUGGCCUUCGCUUUUAAUGCCAGAGACGCCGAUGGCACCUUUCCAAACAGCGCCCUCCGCUACUCGCUGACCUUUGACCCCGAGCUCAGCGGACCCUCGCCGUUCCCCUUCCAGAUCCACCCUCACACGGGGAGUCUGACCGUGGCGGCGCCUCUGGACCACGAGACCACGCCCAGCUUUGCCUUCACGGUGACGGCCACGGACCAGGCGGUAACGGACCGGCGCCGGCGCGCGUCGCUGACGGCGCAGGUCUUCCUGCUGGACGUCAACGACAACCGGCCCGUGUUCGUGUCGGCGGACGCGGCGCAGGCGGCGGAGGACGCCGACGUCGGGAGUCUGCUGCAUCACUUCAUCGCCGUAGACGGAGACCAAGGGGAGAACGGCGUCGUGUGCUACACGCUCAUGGCUGGAAACAGGGGAGGGGUUUUCAGGCUGGAGGAGAAAACGGGCCUCCUGUUUCUCGCCGCACCCCUGGACUACGAGACGCAGCGCUUCCACCGUCUGACCGUCCGAGCGGCGGACCGCGGCCGCCCCCCCCUCUCCUCCACCCAGACGCUGACGGUGGAGGUGGGCGACGUGAACGACCAGCCGCCGCUCUUCGGCCGGGGCGUCUACAACGCCAGCGUGGCGGAGAACAGGGACCCGGGAGAAGCGGUGGUCAGGGUUUCGGCCACGGACAAGGACUCAGAGGAGAACGCUGUGGUGUGGUACCGGCUGUUGCCGGGCCCCGGGUACGAGCUCUUCAGCAUCAACCCCUACACCGGUCUGAUCACCACCACCUCCUACCUGGACCGAGAGCAGGAGCAGCAUUACACCCUCAGAGUUGAAGCCCGUGACAGCAGCUCGCGGCCUCUCUCGGCCACGGCCACGGUUCUGUGCUCCGUGCUGGACGACAACGACAACCCUCCAGAGUUCAUGCAGUCGUCGUUCCAGAUCAGCCUGCCGGAGAACCUGCCCCCCGGGGUCGUCCACGUGGCUCAGGCCUCGGACCCGGAUCACGGGGAGAACGGAACCAUCCACUACUCCAUCGUGGGCGACGACUACAGAGGUCGCUUCAUCAUCAACAGUCACAGCGGCGCCGUCAGCACCACGCAGGUCCUGGACCGCGAGGAGACGCAGAACUACACCGUCACCAUUCAGGCCCGCGACUACGGCCCCGCCCCCCUCAGCUCGUCCACCCAGCUGCAGCUGCUGGUGCUGGACCAGAACGACAACGCGCCCUCCUUCAGCCGCAGCAGCUACCGCGCCUCCGUGAGCGAGGGCCUGCCGGCGGGGGCGCAGGUCCUGCGCCUCGCCGCCCUCGACCCCGACGGCGGCGCCAACGGGGACGUCACCUACUCGCUGAGCGAGGACGGCAGCCAGGGGGCGUUCACCGUCGACGCCCUCACGGGCGUGGUCCGCACCAGCAGGCCUCUGGACCGGGAGCGCCGGGCCCAGUACACGCUCCGGGCCGUGGCCACGGACGGCUGCGCCCGCGGCCCGCUCAGCUCGGCGGCGUCCGUCACCGUGCAGGUGGAGGACGUGAACGACAACGCGCCCGUCUGCGACCAGAACCCCACCAACGCCUGGGUGUCCGUGAGGACCGCGGCCGACGAGGUGGUCGCCGCGGUGACGGCGACGGACGGCGAUCAGGGCGAGAACGGGACGGUGCGGUUCGCGCUGUACGACGAGGAGGAUUACUUUGACAUCAACAGCGAGUCGGGGGAGAUUUCCCUGCGGAGACAGGUGAGAGCCGGCUUCUCCGGGAGGAAGCUGCAGGUGGAGGUGUCCGACGGCGGGCGUCCCGCUCGGACCUCUACCUGCCUCGUCUUCAUCCACCUGAAGGGAGAGCACGACGGCCUGCGCUUCUCAGUCAAAGUGUACAAUGCUACGGUGAAGGAGAACAGUAGAGCCGGCACUUGGAUCACGAAGGUGGAGGCCACUGACCAAACCAGCAGCCACCAGCGAGUCACGUACACCAUAUUCAGCGGGAACGAGAACCACGUUUUCUCCAUUAACCGUCACACAGGUGAGAUCCGGGUGCAGAAGGACAACGCUCUGGACUUCGAGCUGAGCCCCCAGGUCCAGCUGGUGGUUCUGGCCGACAGCGGGCCGCACACGGCCCACUGCCGGGUCUGCGUUGCCCUGCUGGACGCUAACGACAACGCGCCGGCCUUUGAACACAGCAGCUACAGAACCGCCGUGUGGGAGGGGCAGGUGCUCAACACCUACGUCAUGCAGGUGUUUGCGACGGACGCCGACAGCGGGAUGAACGGACAGAUUGAGUACUCCAUCGUGUCCGGUAACCACAACGGAGCGUUCGUCUUGGACUCGGUGCGCGGGAUCCUCGCCACCAAUGUGUUACUGGACCGGGAAAUCAUCCCCUCAUAUAAGCUGGUUCUUCAGGCCGCAGACAGGGGGAACCCUCCACUCAGCAGCACUGCUACCGUCAGGGUCCAAGUGGUGGACGUCAAUGACAACAGCCCCGCCAUCCCCUCCAUGGAGCCCGUGUUCAUAGCCGAGAAUCUGCCGGCGGGUUACAUGGUCGCUCAGGUCACCGCCAACGACGUGGACCUGAGCUCCGCCAUCACGUACGGCUUCUCGGACAACAGCAGCACCGACGCGCCCUUCGCUAUCGACCGUUACACCGGCGUGGUGACCCUGACGCGUGCCCUGGACUACGAGGAGCACACGGAGUACACCCUGACGGUGUGGGCGUCAGACUCCCUCCACCAGACCACAGGAGAGGUCAAAGUUCACGUGCUUGAUGUCAAUGACAACGCUCCAACCUUCAGCCAGGUCUCCUACCAGGUGGAGUUGUCAGAGCUGGUCUCGGCCGACACGCUCGUCGCGUCAGUGUCUGCAACUGACAGAGACUCUGGAACCAAUGGCCUGAUCAGCUACAGGCUGCUUUCAUCUCCUUUACAAGGCUUUUACAUCCACCCAGACAACGGGUCUGUUUUCACCAAUAAGCCACUGAAGGCCAUCACAAACAGCAACGUGAUCCAUCUUCUGGUGGAGGCCAGAGACGGAGGCAGUCCUGUGCAGUCAACCGCCACCUCCAUAGACGUGCUGAUCACAGACGCCAAUGACCAUGCGCCCGUCUUUCACCAGGACACGUACACCCUCACCAUCCCCGAGGACACCCCCACAGACACCACCCUGCUCACGCUCACCGCAGAGGACCAGGACUGGAGUCCUGAAAACACCCACCUGGACUACAGCAUCACUGGGGGCAAUGAGGAGAGGAGGUUUUGUCUAGAAGUGAAAAUGAUUCAAGUUGAGAACCAGUUGAGGAACUUGGGGAAGCUCGUCCUGUGUAACCCUUUAGACCGAGAGUCCACCGAGAGCUACGCUGUGACGGUGAGCGUCUCGGACCGAGGGCUGCCGCCGCUGAACGCCUCCGCUGUCGUCAUGGUGACCGUCACAGACUGCAACGACAACGCGCCUGUGUUCGCUAGCGCCGAAUAUCGCGCGCACGCGAGCGAAAACAGCCACGUGGGCGCCGGCCUGGUGCAGGUCAGCGCCCGAGACCCGGACCUGGGGACCAACGGCCUUCUGCAGUACGACAUUGUCUCUGGAAACAGCAAAGGCCACCUCAGGCUUGACCCGCAGUCAGGCGUUCUGGUGGUCAACCACUCCCUUGACUACGAAGAAGACCCAAAAUACACCCUCACUGUCCGAGCGUCCGAUGGCGGCGCAUCCUCUGAGGACCGCAAAGUGGCCUUCACAGUGGUCUUCAUCACGGUGUUGGAUGAGAACGACAACACUCCGUACUUCACGCUGCCCACCAUCAACUGCUCCGUGCUGGAGAACCUUCCAGCGUUUACCCACGCCUGCACCGUCCACGCGGUCGACGACGACUCGGGCCCCUACGGGAGGCUGACCUACUCCAUCCUGUCCUCCUGCUACACGGUUUAUGGCAGCGGCAGCCCAGAGAGGAGGGAGGCUUUUGCCAUCGACCCCCUGACGGGCGCCAUUCACACCAAACAGACCUUCGACUACGAGCGCGAGAGCGCGUACUGCUUCGUCGUCGAGGCCAGAGACAAAGGCGACAAAGCGGCCACAGCCAGAGUGCAGGUGAACAUCAGGGGAGUGGACGAGUUCAGUCCCGUCUUCACCCAGAAGCAGUAUCACUUUCUCCUCCCGGAGAACGUCAAGACUGGAGAAACGGUCGGGUAUGUGAUGGCGAUGGACCAUGACGCGGGGCUGGACGGGCUGGUGGAGUACUCCCUUGUGAAUUCCUCACCGUUCUUCUCGGUGAAUAGAACGAUCGGAGCCGUGUUUGUGUCAGGCCCAGUUUUUCGCAGGAGCGGCCAUGCCAGUGAGGACCUGGUGGAGCUGCUGGUGUCUGCUGGUAGCCCCAGACCGGGCUCCAGGACCACCACCUGCGUGGUUUCCGUCAACAUCUCCAGCUCGGCAGAGGCCCUCACUGGGGCGCCUCUCGACAGGCACGUGUUGAGUUUGAGUGUCUCGCUGAUUGUGUUUUUCGUUUUUCUUGCCUCGUUGGUGAGCUUAGUUCUCAGGUACAGGAUCAAAGAAGCCGCGGUCAAAAAGGCGGCGGCCAUAGCGACGGCCUUGAACCACGGCACGGGUUCCUUCGGCCGCUCCAGUGGCCCGACGCAGAACCACAUCUCUCUGCAGGAGAUGCGACGGCCCAGCAUCGUGUUGACCAGUAGGGAGGCGUCCAUCCCAUGCAAUCGGUCACACUCAAGUGGCCGCGGCUCAGCGGAGGGCGAGACCGCUGAGGACCAGGAGAUCAAGUGGAUUAACGAGUACCGCUGCCGUAAACGAGACGAACCCGUAAAAGGCCACGAGGCCACUGAAAUGUCAGACUCUGCUUUACCGGGAGAUAAUGUCUCCUGCCACUCUACUGAGCCAGAGCCCAUUUUGUCAGUUAAUAAAUGUCUAGUCGCCGGUUCGGCCAGUACAGAGAGCCUCCACCACUUCAAAGAGGAGGGAGGAGGUGAGGGACUACUUCCCACCGUGCUUCGGGUGAGAGACUUGGAGGAGAGCAUGGGAACCAAAGGAUACGCUCCCCUGUCAGAAGCCCACGCCUCUGCCGAUUCUCUCUCCUCGCUGGUGUUUAUGGAGGAGCAGCUGCGAGGCAGCUACUGCUGGGACCACCUGUUGGACUGGGAGCCGCGCUUCCAGGCCAUGUCGUCCGUCUUCGGCGAUAUCGGGAUGCUCCCUGACGAGGAGCUGCAGGGCGGCCGCGAGGACUUGGCGGCGGAGUCCAGCUGUCUGAUGUACCCCCCGCCUCUCAUAACCGGGGUGGCUCAGGCGGGCAUCAGGACUGUGCCCCCGCGAAAGCUGGGCCGCUUGCCGAGCUUCACCAGGAAGCCCUCGCACCGCAAAUAUGCAUAUUCACCUUUGGCCAGGAACACGGGACUCACCCCCUCAGCAAUGACGCCCUCGUUCUCCCCUUCGUUGUCCUCUCUCACCAUGAGGACCCCCAGUGCCUCACCAGUCGUCUCCGAGACAGGGGUGGGGGGCAUCAGAGUUGACUCCGGGCCCCUGACUGCGAGCUUAUUGGAGGCAGAACUACAAGUGUAGACGUGGGUUUGACAUCUACCUCCAUCAUCCUUCCACCAUCUGAUUGGGUCUGUUUGUCUGGGAUCAAAGCAAAUCAAAGGGAGCAGGUAGAAGGUUCAUGUGGAGGUAAUUUAGCCAUAUUACUACUUAGACUGAUCUGGUUUCCUAACUCUCUUAUGUAAUGAAACUAAAUCUGGAGAAGCCUGAAUUUGUCCUGUGCUUUACGUGCAGACUGUUGAAUAGCAGCAGAUGAUUAAUUAUUGAACGUUUUAUCCUCAACAUGUUUGUGCUGUAUGUGCAGAAAAUGAAACACGUUGUAAUUGCAGUUUGGUGCAGAUUCUAAAUGGAGACUUUUCAAGGUUGGUUUAACGUUAGUAACCACACAAAGGCGACACUGUUGUGUGGUUGCCUCUAUCUUCCUAAAUAAUAAAAAACAGCUUUUUAAUUUUA
Betta splendens (Siamese fighting fish) is the source of this 10567-nucleotide messenger RNA. It is a transcript of the gene dchs2, whose product is annotated as dachsous cadherin-related 2. Gene Ontology annotation, cellular component: plasma membrane. NCBI's taxonomy places the organism in Eukaryota, Metazoa, Chordata, Actinopteri, Anabantiformes, Osphronemidae. Gene Ontology annotation, molecular function: calcium ion binding. Gene Ontology annotation, biological process: homophilic cell-cell adhesion. The record is from RefSeq and is a predicted model, not a curated record.